This is a messenger RNA of Perkinsus marinus ATCC 50983, 1197 nucleotides long. RefSeq names its product 26S protease regulatory subunit S10B, putative. Gene Ontology annotation, cellular component: proteasome regulatory particle, base subcomplex; cytosolic proteasome complex. The record is from RefSeq and is a predicted model, not a curated record. Gene Ontology annotation, biological process: positive regulation of RNA polymerase II transcription preinitiation complex assembly. The coding region runs from base 1 to 1197 and encodes 398 amino acids. Lineage: Eukaryota; Perkinsozoa; Perkinsida; Perkinsidae. The transcript has 11 exons. Gene Ontology annotation, molecular function: ATP hydrolysis activity; proteasome-activating activity; ATP binding.
AUGAGUGCUGCUGCUGCAGUUGCUACGACGUCGAACCCCCGAGAGCAGGCCAUUAAUAGUUAUAUUAGUAAAGUAAAGGAGCAUAGAGAGCGCGAGGCCAGAUGCAAAGAACUUCGGGAACAAAUCAAGGAAGUUGAAAAUGACUUCGAGACGUCGGAGGACCAUUUGAAGGCUCUCCAGAGUGUCGGACAGAUAGUCGGCGAGGUUCUAAAGCAGCUAGAUGAGGAGAGAUUCAUUGUAAAGGCAUCCAGCGGUCCCCGAUAUGUGGUGACCUGCAAGCAGCGAUUGGAUGCGGCCAAGCUGACCACAGGCACUCGAGUGGCUCUCGAUAUUACUACUCUUACUAUUAUGAAGGCGAUGCCGAGGGAGGUCGAUCCUCUGGUUUUCAGUAUGCUCAGCGAGGAUCCGGGUGAAGUGCGAUAUUCUGAAGUUGGCGGCCUCAAUGAACAAAUUAGAGCGAUGAGAGAAGUUGUUGAAUUACCCCUCACCAACCCUGAGCUUUUCAAAAGGGUUGGGAUUAAUACACCAAAAGGAGUUUUACUAUACGGUCCCCCGGGUACUGGGAAAACGCUGUUGGCUCGAGCGAUGGCUCAUAACAUGACGGCGAGUUUUAUCAAGGUGGUGGCCUCGGCUAUUGUGGACAAGUACAUUGGCGAGUCCGCACGUGUGAUUCGUGAGAUGUUUGGUUACGCUAAGGAACAUCAGCCAUGUAUCAUUUUUAUGGACGAAAUUGAUGCCAUUGGUGGGAAGAGAUUCGGUCAGGGAACAAGUGCUGAUAGAGAGAUUCAGCGAACUCUUAUGGAGCUGUUGAAUCAACUGGAUGGAUUCGAUGACCUUGGGGCUGUGAAGAUCAUUAUGGCCACUAAUCGUCCUGACGUUCUCGAUCCUGCUCUUCUGCGUCCCGGCCGUCUUGAUCGUAAAAUUGAGAUACCACUCCCCAACGAAACAGCUCGAAUUGAUAUCUUAAAGAUUCAUGCCAGUAAGCUCGCCAAGCACGGUGAGAUUGACUACGACGCCUUAUCGAAGCUCUCCGAUGGCUUCAACGGCGCGGAUCUGCGGAAUAUAUGUACGGAGGCGGGUAUGUUUGCCAUCAGGGCCGAACGUGAUUAUGUUAUUGAGGAAGAUUUCAUGAAGGCUGUACGGAAGUUAUCGGAAAGCAAGAAGCUCGAGGGCAAGCUGGACUAUGAGAAAGUAUAA